This is a messenger RNA of Cydia pomonella (codling moth), 1563 nucleotides long. Its product is annotated as zinc finger protein 501-like. The transcript has 5 exons. Gene Ontology annotation, molecular function: zinc ion binding; RNA polymerase II cis-regulatory region sequence-specific DNA binding; DNA-binding transcription factor activity, RNA polymerase II-specific. The record is from RefSeq and is a predicted model, not a curated record. Bases 142 to 1488 code for a protein of 448 amino acids. Gene Ontology annotation, biological process: regulation of transcription by RNA polymerase II. NCBI's taxonomy places the organism in Eukaryota, Metazoa, Arthropoda, Insecta, Lepidoptera, Tortricidae. Gene Ontology annotation, cellular component: nucleus.
ACGCAGUGAUUAUAUUUAUAUGCUCUUUGAUUCAGCCUUGUUUAUUGAUUCGUUUCUUCAUUUUGUUUUAUAUGACUUGUCAAUAACAUUGGAAGAUUUAUUUUAUUUUCUCUGAUAUUAUAAUCCGUGGUUUCUGACGUGAUGGAGGCGCUACAGUCGUGUCGCUGUUGCCUGCGGCGCUCCCCGGACAGAGAUAUGAAUAUGCCAUAUUUACAUCACGACAAAACGGAGAUAUAUUCGGUCAUGCUAGCAGAAUGCUUCGAUAUACAUUUAAUGGGUAGCAAGACUGACGUUGGUAUCUGCGAGAUAUGCCUGGGCCGGCUGCGAGACGCCAGUGACUUCAAGCUGCAAGUACAGCGCAGCCAGGAGGAGUUGCAGCAGCUGCUUGGAGAAUGUAUAGUUAAAGAUGAAUCUAAGAUUAAACAAGAAAUAUCAGAUGACAACGUAACAGACGAUUUCGGACAUGAAUCUAAGCUUAAACAAGAAAUAUCAGAUGACGACAUAACAGAUGAUUUCGGACCCGAAGACUCUGGAGUAGAAUCCAAUGUUUUGAAGCCAAUAGUAAAACUUAUACAACCGCAAAUAAUAAAAGUAGAGUACGUACCAAAACCGCCGCUCGCGAGCCGGCCGUGUCCCGCGUCAUCACACCGCGAGCCGCGCCGAGCCAAGAGUGUGGUAGUCGCGCCGGCUCACACGCCCGCCGCCCGCGCCGACCAAGUCUACGAGUGCGGUACAUGCUGGAAACAGUUCACAAUGAAGAAAUAUUUAAUCGGUCACAUGAAGAUUCACAACGAAGCAAAGUCUUUCAUGUGUGAAGUUUGCAAAAGGCAGUUUAAACAAAAACAUCAUUUGAUUGACCACAGGCGUAUUCACACUGGAGACCAGCCUUACAGCUGCGAAGUUUGUGAGAAGCGGUUUUCACAUAAAUCGUCUUUAAUAGUACAUAAGAGGAUUCACACUGGUGAAAAACCUUACAAGUGUGAAAUAUGCAACAAAAGUUUCACACAAAAUUCAGCUUUACUUUUUCAUAAAGGAAUCCACGGGAAGAAAGCUUACUUCUGUGAGAUGUGCGGCAAGGGAUUUUCUCUAAAGUGCAACUUUACUGCGCAUGUACGUACACACACUGGUGAGAAACCAUAUGAUUGUGAAGUAUGUAAAAGACGGUUUAGCCAGCGAUCUAGCCUCAAAAGACAUACAAGAAUUCACACAGUUGAGACGCCGUACGCUUGCAGAACAUGUGAAGAGAAAUUCAAAGAUUUUUCAAGUUAUAUUAAACACAAACAAAUUCAUACCGGGAAGAAGCCUUUCACAUGUGAUAUAUGUAAUAAAUCAUUCGGCCGUAAAACUCACCUUAAUAGGCAUAAGCAACUUCAUACAGGAGAGAAACGGUUCUGUUGCGAUAUCUGUGGAAAGCGAUUCACAGAAAAAUAUACAUUAAAUAAUCAUAAAUUGGUUCACUCAAAAAAUCACUCUUCUAACAACGAGUGACAAAAGCUUGGGCAUGUUGAUUCCUUUUUUAUUUCAUAAUUUGUUACUGAAUUAUAGAUAAUAGAUGCCUUUUAA